AUGGCUGAUCCUAUUGCCGUCAUUGGACUGGAUGCCAAGCUUCCAUGCGAUGGAGAUAGCGUCGAAAAGUUCUUUGACUUUUUGAUUGCCGGAAGAUCUGCGCGAGCUCCUGUUCCUGUAGAUCGCUACAACGCGGAAGCAUUCUGGCACCCCGAUAAUCACAGAGAUGGAGUCAUCGGUGGAAAAGAAGGGCAUUUCAUGCAAGCUAACGUGAAGGCGUUUGAUGCACCAUUCUUCGCCAUGACUCCAGCAGAGGCUGCGAAUCUGGAUCCGCAGCAGCGAAUGCUGCUUGAAUGCGUCUACACAGCGAUGGAAAACGCUGGUUACACCAUGUCUGACAUGCAGGGCUCGCCCACUGGCGUCUACGCGGGAGCGUUCAUGUGGGACUACCGAGAUCUCUUGAUCAAGGACGUGGACACUCCCAUGACAUACACGGCGUGUGGCACCAUUGCCAGUACCCUAGCUGGGCGUGUAUCAUGGUUCUAUGAUCUCCGAGGUCCAGCCCUGAGUGUUGACACUGCUUGUUCGAGCAGCAUGGUUGCCCUUCAUCAAGCUGUCAUUGGCUUGAAAGCACGCGACUGUAAUAUCGUCAGUACCAAAUCUCAUAGCUUCCUCCCUCCCAUAUUAUGCUAA
Molecule: messenger RNA, 633 nt
Organism: Colletotrichum scovillei
Lineage: Eukaryota; Fungi; Ascomycota; Sordariomycetes; Glomerellales; Glomerellaceae
Product: polyketide synthase
Exons: 2
Coding region: 1-633 (210 amino acids)
Biological process (GO): secondary metabolite biosynthetic process; fatty acid biosynthetic process
Molecular function (GO): 3-oxoacyl-[acyl-carrier-protein] synthase activity; fatty acid synthase activity
Source: RefSeq, a predicted model, not a curated record